Molecule: messenger RNA, 1011 nt
Organism: Ambispora gerdemannii
Lineage: Eukaryota; Fungi; Glomeromycota; Glomeromycetes; Archaeosporales; Ambisporaceae
Source: the annotation of a GenBank genome assembly
AUGUCGGAUAUGUCGGAUACUGGAGAUUGGUGUCUCAUUGAAAGUGACCCAGGUGUCUUUACAGAAUUGAUAAGAAAAUUUAACGUAGAAGGCGUUCAGGUUGAAGAAGUUUGGAGCUUGGACGACCAAACCUUGGAAGAUCUCAAGCCUAUUCAUGGUCUCAUAUUUUUGUUCAAAUGGCAAGCGGGAACCGAUAGUUCACAACAUCAUCCCGAUGCUGAUUUGAAUAUAAAUGAACAAGUCUAUUUUGCUAAACAAGUAAUCAAUAAUGCAUGCGCGACACAAGCUAUUCUUUCUAUCCUUUUUAAUUGUCCAAUGCUUAAACUCGGGGAAGACCUUGAUUCUUUUAGAGAUUUUACAAAAGAGUUUGAUCCUUAUAACAAAGGUUUAACGAUCACAAACAGCGAGAUUAUACGAUCUGUGCAUAAUAGUUUUGCCAGAUCAGAUCCUUUUGUGUCUGAUUCAAAAGUAGCCGCCACAGAAAAGGAUGAUUUGUUCCAUUUCAUUUCCUAUGUGCCAAUUAAUGGUGCACUGUUUGAAUUGGAUGGACUUAGUACCGGACCAGUAAAUCUUGGUCCUUGUACAGAAAACAAUUGGCUAGACAAAGUUCGACCCGUAAUACAGGAGAGAAUGGCACGCUACACAUCCGCGGAAAUUCGUUUCAAUCUAAUGGCAUUAAUCAAAAAUCGGGAAGUUGUAUACGGUGAACGUAUAUCAGCCUUGGAUGUACGCAUACAGGAGGCUAAUGUAAAUAAUAAUGAGCAAGAAAUCAGACGACUUGUUAAUGAAAAGGAACUUUGGUUACAAAAAAUAGAGUUGGAAAAAGAAAAGUUCCGGAGAUACGAGCGUGAAAAUUCUCUUCGUAAGCAUAAUUUUAUACCAUUGAUCUAUAAUCUUAUUCGUAUAUUGGCUGAGCGUGGAGAAUUACAACCCCAGCUUGAACAUGCAAAAAAACAAGUACAAAUAAGAAAAGAACAAUCCGAGAAGAAAAAAGGCGAAGGGUCAAAAUGA